AUGUCCCUGGAGCAGAAAACAACUUUUGCCUUGGUCAUCUUCCUCUUUGUGUUCCUCCUUAUCCUUAUAGUCCGAUGCUUCCGUAUCCUGCUCGACCCCUACCGGAGUAUGCCAACCUCCACCUGGGCAGAUGGCCUCGAUGGUCUGGAGAAGGGCCAGUUUGAUUAUACUCUGGCCUAG
Molecule: messenger RNA, 180 nt
Organism: Paralichthys olivaceus (Japanese flounder)
Lineage: Eukaryota; Metazoa; Chordata; Actinopteri; Pleuronectiformes; Paralichthyidae
Source: RefSeq, a predicted model, not a curated record